Molecule: messenger RNA, 2918 nt
Organism: Meriones unguiculatus (Mongolian gerbil)
Lineage: Eukaryota; Metazoa; Chordata; Mammalia; Rodentia; Muridae
Gene: Bbof1
Product: basal body orientation factor 1
Exons: 12
Coding region: 137-1666 (509 amino acids)
Source: RefSeq, a predicted model, not a curated record
GCGCGUGCGCCCUCCGCGUGCCCUCAACGGCGCGGAGGACGUUAGCUUUUCGGCGUGGUGGUUUCCUUAGAGACGGAGUCGGCCCCGGUGGCGGCCACCAGGACAACGGGACCGUGAGACUCCAGGAGAAGUCAAAAUGCCGGCCAGGAAGAAAAGCAGGGUCAAACUCAAAACCAAAGACAAGAAGAAAAUAGAAGAACAAAUUAUUGAACAAGCCAAGGCCAAUGCCUCUCUUUGGGAGGCCAGAUUGGAAGUCACAGAACUCUCCAGGAUUGAGUAUCGUGAUACUUCCCGAAGACUGGCAAAAAAUAAUGAGGAUUUAAAGAAACAGCAGUAUAAACUGGAAAAAGAUACUAUGUCUGUAUUAAGCUACUUGAAGAAGCAAGAUCAGGAGAAAGAUAAUAUGAUAGAAAAACUGAAACAGCAAUUGGCUGAAACAAAGGAAAAAGCCAAAGAAGAGAAGGAAAAAUUGGAAGAAAUGUAUUCUGUGCAAUUAAGUGAGUUGGAGGGUCGGUUUAAUCAAAAAUCCAAAGAAAUUGGCAUAAUUCAGACAGAGCUAAAGACAAUAAAACAAUUCCAGAAGAGAAAGAUCCAGGUGGAAAAAGAAUUAGAAGAUCUUAAAGAAAAUUUACUGCACUCAGAGAAAAAACAUCAGGAGACACUUAGAAGACUAGAAACCAGAUUUUUUGAAGAGAAGCACCGCUUGGAACAAGAGGCUGAGAAGAGGAUAGUAAUCUUGGCAGAGAGAGCUCACCAUGAAGCUGUGGUGCAGUUGAAUUCUGCUGGAAGAAAUGUUUUUAAAGAGAAUGUUUAUCUUCACAAGGCGCUUACAUACCACUUGAAGGAAGCUGAAGCUCAGCAGAAAAGCUCCAAGAAGUUACAAGAAAGUCAUUCCUGCCUUUUACAACAAAAGGAAAUCAAUGAGCUGUUGAUAAAGGAAAAGAUUAUGCAACUCACCCAGCAGAAAUCACAAAUCCAAACUCUUCAGAAGAAGGUGAUAAGCUUGGAGAAUGCUCUGGCUUUUAUGACCACAGAGUUUGAGGCUGAAGUUUUGAAACUGCAGCAAAAGUCAAUGAUAGAGAAUGAAGCAGGUCGGAUAGAAAUCGACAAGCUGCAGCAACUUCUUCAGAUAAAGGACAGGGAAAUGAAUCGAAUGAAGAAGCUGGCUAAGAACAUACUGGAUGAGAGAACAGAAGUGGAACAGUUCUUUCUAGAUGCUCUGUACCAAGUGAAGCAACAAAUUCUGUUCAACAGGAAACAUUAUAAGAAGAUUGCACAAGCUGCUUUCAAUUUAAAAAUGAGAGCAGCAGGUUCGGGAAAAACAGAAUACCCCAAAAUCAGGACCUUUGCUGGCAAAGAACACAGUACCAAUAGUGUGACUCAGGAUCUCAUGGAGGCUGAAAAAUGGCCAACUAAUCUAAAAAAUGUGGAUAUUGGAGAUUUGACCUGGGAGCAAAAGGAAAAAGUCUUGAGAUUGCUCUUUGCAAAAAUGAAUGGUUUUGCUGCUAGGAAAUACAAACAGAGUUCUAAGCCUCCUCUUCCAGACUACAUUUCUGACAGUGGAGAAAUGAAAGAAACUGGGGAUGAAAUGAAUGUUCCAGAUCAAACCUUCAUCACCCAGCAAGUGCAAAUUUCAGACUCCAAAAAAAUGGGGUCUCAGAAAUAAAAGCAGAGCAAUAGAUGACUCCACAGCAGAUAUAAGUGAGUCCUUCUUUAUGUAAUCUUGCUCUGAGUAUGUUCAAGAACAUUUUCAAAGGAAAAGAAAAUUCCAACUGAAAAGUUACCUGUUUGCCAUAGAAAUUGGUGUCUCCCCUGAAGGAAGAUCUCGAGCCGGUGAAGGAGAACAUGGGCAAAGGCACUGGAAUGGGGACAUUCACGCCCACCUAAAGAGAACAGAAGCACAUCGAGUACUGGCUGAAAGGCUUAGCAGGGUCCACACAGAAGCACAAAGACAUCGACACUAGUUUUAUUUUUUCUUUGGUUUUAGAUUUUGCUUGCUUUGGGUUUUCUGCAGAUAGCAAUUUUUAAGUAGUCAUCUUGCACCCUGUGUUCCACCCCAAGAAAUGGGGAGUUGUGGGCAAUUAAAAGGGCAGUCUAUUCACAGACCUGUCCGACAUCCACCAUGUGAGAGUAUUUCCGGGCAGUGGCUCCGUUGGUGGUGAAGAUGGCGGUUCCGUUUCCAUAUGGGUUGUCAUUUACAAUCUUGAUGGCUUCAUCCAGUGUUUCUGUCUCUAAAACCACAAGAACUGGACCAAAAAUCUCCUCUUUGUAACAAGUCAUACUUGGCUGUCAGGAGAAAUGGAUCCAGAAAAGUCUUAUAUUUUUUUAAAAAAACAAAACUAUGUUAUGCUUCUUUAGCACUGUAACUCACUACCCAUGUCUCCACAAGCACUUUUUUGUUCUAGUAACCAUCUUCUCUUAUUUCUGUUCAAAAGAUAGGAAUCUUUAGAGCUACAACUAUAUAAAUAACUAGGAUUUGCAUUCUUUGCUUUUCAGUACUCUAUUUCAAGGUCAAGACCCAUCACCAACACCUAUACAACUUGUUUCAUACAGUUAUUAAUAAAGUUACACGAAAAGUCAUUUUAUGAAUUAAAUAGAUAUUAAGUAAACCAGAACUUUUCUAGAAAUCCUUGCUAAAUGCUCUGUAACAAAACAACCCAUUCUUAUUCAUUCCUUUGCUUCCAAGUAAGUCUCCAAUUUUCAUAUUGGAUCCUACUUAAACAUUCAAAACAUCCUUCACUGCUGCACCUACCCAGCUGUGUUUAUUGCCAAUGCGCUUUUCCUCUGCAUUUCUGUGGCAAGAAACUUCAACCUGUGACAUGUUAGUCAGGACAUACAACAAAAAGCCUGCCUCUAUUAGUCAUGAAUGUUAGCUGGGAGACUGUCACACUUUGAUAAAUAAAAAUUGAUGAUUUCUA